Molecule: messenger RNA, 861 nt
Organism: Malania oleifera
Lineage: Eukaryota; Viridiplantae; Streptophyta; Magnoliopsida; Santalales; Ximeniaceae
Exons: 1
Coding region: 1-861 (286 amino acids)
Source: RefSeq, a predicted model, not a curated record
AUGGGUUGGAAGAAAUGUGAACAAAAUGUGAAGAUGAUCAUUGCGCUGCUCGCAAGCUUUGCCACCUUUAAGGAACCAUUUCACCUCCUCACACUCACUCUUCUUAGCCUCCUCCUCCCCCUCUCCUUUCUUUUACUAUCAAGGCUUUCCAUUGCUCACUAUCUCCUAACCCUAAACCCUCCUCACCAAAACCCCUACUUCUCCCCUCUUCUCUCCAUCUUCCUAUACACAAACCCAACUCUUCUCCAUGCUCUUGUCUCCAUUGUCCUUGUGGCUUCUCUGGUCCACGGCUUCACCGGUCGGAGUACUACCUUUCUCAGCGAAUCCCCGAGGCCUAUUUUCCAACCCCAUUUGUACGUUGCAUGGGCUUUCCUAAGCACUCUACAAGUUUGUGUGUGUUUGGGGAUCGAGGGGAGCAUGUCCGCCGGAGUUGAGGGCUUUGGUGGCUUUGGAAACGAAAGAAGUUUGUUCAGUGGGGUGGUGUUUUUCAUAGGCUUGCACGAAGCAAUGUGUUAUUGGUCGAGAAUGGUGGUGAAGCCGGUGGUGGAUGACACGGUUUUUGGGGUUGCAAAGGAGGAAAAGUGGGCUGAGAGGGUGGCUGCAGCCUUAAGCGUCGGUGGUUUGUGGUGGUGGAGGUUGAGGGACGAGGUCGGAUUUCUGGUUAUGGUGGUUGAGAUCGAGAAGAAACUGUCAAUGGGAGCUGGGUUGAAUGAAUUUGUUGGCUGGUGGCUGUAUUACCUGACUGUGACCAUUGGAAUGGUCAGGGUUGUGAAGGGCAUCAUGUGGGUUGGAAUGAUUUUACUCUGCAGGGAAGUGGAAAGGAACAAUCAGGAGCCACGAAUGGUGGAAGACAAAGUCUAA